GAGGACAUUUGAGAGAGAAAAAAAAAAAGAUAUUUUCGUGGAUGCGUGGUCUUAUAAAAUAGAAUCACAUGCGUUAUGUCGUGUAUUCAUUGUCAGCACAGCAGAGAAAGUAACUGUACUGAAGAAAAAUGCCGUGCCUCAACGUCACCACCAACGUCUCCCUCGACGGCGUUGACACCUCUUCCAUCCUCUCCGAAGCCACCGCCACCGUCGCCAACCUCAUCGGCAAACCCGAGGCUUAUGUGAUGAUUGUACUGAAGGGAUCAGUACCCAUGUCUUUUGGUGGGACUGAGCAGCCAACAGCUUAUGGGGAAUUGAUUUCCAUUGGUGGUAUUAAUCCUACGACGAACAAGCAACUUAGUGCUGCAAUUUCUUCAAUUCUGGAAACCAAAUUAUCGGUCCCCAAGUCACGGUUCUACCUGAAAUUCUAUGACAGUGAGGGUUCCAACCUUGGAUGGAAUGGAACUACGUUCUGAAUUCUAUCUAUGUAAUUUGUUGUGAUGGUACCUUUACUGUUGGAAUGAGUCCUCUGUAUGUGUUUAUUAUAUCUAUCUAUGUAACGGAUCUACGUUCUGAAUUCUAUCUAUGUAAUUUGUUGUGGUGGUACGUUUACUGUUGGAAUGCGUCCUCUGUAUGUGUUUAUUAUGUCUAUGUUUGAUAUCUUAAUGUAAAAGUACUUGGAUUUCUGGUAGCCUAAGCAUGGAUAUCAUGCUGAUGUGAGUUGAUUAAUCCCAAUGAUAAAUGGGGAUCGUAUGUUGAUGUCACUUUUGUGACAAAAACUAUCUUCCGCCGCUUUAAAUGAUCGAUAUUUAUAUUGAUUAUGCAUUUUAUGAAUUAA
This is a messenger RNA of Vigna unguiculata (cowpea), 838 nucleotides long. RefSeq lists its product as uncharacterized. The record is from RefSeq and is a predicted model, not a curated record. Gene Ontology annotation, molecular function: phenylpyruvate tautomerase activity. Lineage: Eukaryota; Viridiplantae; Streptophyta; Magnoliopsida; Fabales; Fabaceae.